AUGAUUCCUUGUCUGGUUCUAACAGUUUUGCUCACCAUCGCUUCGCCGCAUUUCUGCGAAGGAGGAAGUCUCGACGCUAACUACGCUGAAAGCUCCUCGCAGUCAUUUAAAACACCUUGUUGGUUGUGUGAAGUACCAAAGUGUAAAGAAUGUUUAACAAGCCAGUGGACUCAAUGGGGUUCAUGCUCGUCUCCUUGCGGGAAAAAAGGAUACCAGUCGAGAACUAGGCUCGUCCAUCAUCCGUCAUCUUGUCCAAAUGGAUCGUGCACACAUGUGUUACCAAAGGAAUGGCGGCCAUGCAACAGAUUUUGUCGCAAUGGAGGGACACCGAAUCGAUGGUUUUGCUCGUGUCCGUUAAAUUACAUUGGCGAUUGCUGUGAAACAGGUUUGUUAGUUUGUGUUAAGAAAUGACAUCGAUCGGCUUCAAUCAGUAUAAUUUCAAAUAUCAAAUCCAGUUAAACUGAUUUCAAUAUUCUUUACAAUUCCAAAAUUCUAGUUGAAAUGGUAAAAGCAAAUUGAGUGUCACACGAAAAAAAAUAAAACAGCGAUGGAGGCGAAGAGAGUAUAUUUUAGUUUAACCUUAAGUUACAUAGAGCGUAGUGAAUCACCAAAGCUAGUUGCUUGCCAUCAGAUCGACUAUUAAGACAAGGGAGUAACUCAGGAUAUAACUUUUCCAAGGCCUUCUAGGUGAUUCAGAACUUACUUUAUCGACCAGAUUUUUGUGUUUGACCAGACUUACUCGACCGACCAUAUAGGACCCUCCCCUUCAACAACUUCUCUGCCACAUCCUAGCAACAACCAAAGACACGCUUCAACAAAACAUCUUUUUACCCUCUAAAAUAAUAAUGAACGUAAAGUAUCAAGCGAGCCCUUUCAAAGAUUGGAGUCUUCGUUAAAAUGUCGCAUGGUAGGGUUUUGUCAACAGACUCAAAAAUUGUCUACAACAGGUCAAUAUUGACAUUUAACCAGGACCUAUAUAAUUAAAUGGUCAGGUUGUCAACUUCACCGUCUGACUUGCCACAAAUUAAUAACCUAAGGAUGGAACAUUGGCAAUAAGAAAAAAGGGGAACGCAGAUGUUCUUUAAACUGAUAUUUGAUAUCAUUUUAGUUUGAAAAAGGACGAUCCUUUUACAAUUCUCCUUUCCUGUUUAUUUGUCAUGCAUAGAGGUUAAUUUGUCGAUUCCCUUGUAGAAUUUUUGGGGUGGAGCAGGUGGGGAGACUGGAGCAAAUGCAACAAGUCGUGCGGUUCCGGUGUACAAGAACGCAUGCGCAUGUGUAUUGGGUCAAUACAGUCCAACGCGUCUGCAUGUGGUGGAGCGUGCAAUGGGCCGAGUAUGGAGACUAGAGCUUGCAACCCGAAAGACUGUCCAGGUAUUACGCUUGUAUACUUUUGUGAUGUCGUUAAAAUGUUCUGCGCAAGCGAAGACGCACAGUUUAAAUUCUAUCAUUUUACUUUCUUUUAUAAUAUAACAUCUCUGACUCACUGGUUCUUUUCACUUGCGCGUGACAGCAAAGGCCUCCGUCUUGUUCGUCGACCCCAAAAGAGAUUUGGGAAUGAGAUUAAAGGGAAGUCUAAAGUAAAAUUCACGUUAUGAUACAAAUCAAGUCUAAUUUAGAACAAAAUACACCCUACUAGUGAGAAAGGCUAAUGUAUCACAGAAGCGGGUUGUAGAGAUCAGAAGUUAGAGGAACGCUACAGAAUGCAGGAUGAAAAAACAGACGACCUUUCAAAAGUCAAAUCAAAUGAGCAAUCUCGCACACGAAUGUCGCGCAAAUCACGUACCGAAUGUCACGCUUUGAUCGUGAUUUUUUUUAUGAGGUUUUGAACACAAGUGAGAAAUAGUAGUGUCCCGUCACCCGUUUUUCUCACCCACCCCCGCCCCCCCACACCACUUUCUUUUCUUUUUAUUUCCUUUUUUAUCAUUUUCAGUUCAGUUCGAGUCGCUUGGAUGCUUCAAAGACAGCAGGCCUCGCUCUCUUCCUUUGCUCGUCGAGAACCUUCGAAAAAACAUUGACUGGAACAACCUGACUAAAACAGUGAGAGCAUGCGCGGAACUAGUCCAGAGGCGUGGUCUUACCAUAUUUGGUAUCCAGUUUUAUGGAGAAUGUUGGAGUGGAGUGGACGCCUGGAAGACAUACGACAAAUACGGACCUUCGAAGAACUGCUGGAGAGGGGUUGGAAGGGAGGGAAGCAACUUCGUUUAUAAGCUCAAAGAGUAA
This is a messenger RNA of Porites evermanni, 2220 nucleotides long. The record is from the annotation of a GenBank genome assembly. Lineage: Eukaryota; Metazoa; Cnidaria; Anthozoa; Scleractinia; Poritidae.